AUGAGUGUCGAUCCAGAUCAUCUUAACUAUGUGCCGUUGGUGGCCUACAAUGGCUCCAACGCCGCUGGAGGAGAUUCCUUGACCGAGGACAUGAACUUGUUCUACAAUGCUGGAGAUAUCGCAUGGAUGAUCACAGCGACCGCGUUGGUCUUGCUCAUGAUUCCAGGUGUCGGUUUCUUCUAUUCAGGUCUUGCGCGACGAAAGUCGGCCCUGUCUCUCAUCUGGCUCUCCAUUAUGGCGACAGCCGUUGUAUCUGUCCAAUGGUUCUUCUGGGGCUACUCACUCGCAUUCUCGCACACCGCUGGAAAGUACAUUGGUGACUUGGAGAACAUUGGUUUCCGAAAUGUCUUGGGCGCACCAUCCGUUGGUUCCCCAAAGAUCCCGGAUCUCAUGUUCGCCGUCUACCAGGGAAUGUUCGCGGCCAUCACCGUAGCUCUCGCCAUCGGCGCCGUAGCUGAACGUGGUCGCAUGCUUCCAACCAUUGUCUUCAUGUUCGUUUGGUCAACCCUCAUCUAUGAUCCAAUUGCUUGCUGGACCUGGAACGCCUCCGGGUGGGUUUUCAAGAUGGGUGGACUUGAUUUCGCCGGUGGAACCCCAGUGCAUAUCUCAUCGGGAUGCGCCGCUCUCGCAUACUCCAUUAUGUUGGGCAAGCGUCGUGGACACGGAACUCAUGAAUUGAACUAUCGCCCACACAACGUAACACACAUUGUCAUCGGUACCGUCUUCCUAUGGGUUGGAUGGUUUGGCUUCAAUGCCGGUUCAGCUCUCGCUGCCAACAUGCGCGCUGUCAUGGCCGCAGUGGUUACCAACUUGGCUGCGUGUGUUGGUGGUAUCACCUGGUGUGUUCUUGAUUACCGUCUUGAGCGCAAGUGGUCUACCGUUGGUUUCUGCUCAGGUGUCAUUGCCGGAUUGGUCGCCAUCACUCCAGGUUCCGGUUUCGUUCCAGCAUGGGCUGCCAUCAUCUACGGUGUUGUCGGUGCCGCAGGUGCCAACUAUGCCACCAAGCUCAAGUUCCUCAUUGGUGUUGAUGAUGCUCUCGAUAUCUUCGCUGAGCACGCUGUUGGUGGUUUCAUCGGAAACAUCCUCACUGCUUUCUUCGCAUCCGACUACAUUGCUCAUCUCGAUGGUUUCUCCGAGAUUCCAGGUGGAUGGGUCAACAAGCACUGGGUUCAACUCGGUUACCAACUCGCUGAUUCCGUCUCUGGAGGCGCAUACUCUUUCUUCGGAACCUGCCUCAUCCUCUUCAUCAUGAACCUCAUCCCAGGUCUCACCCUCCGCGCCACCGAGGAAGCUGAGAUUCUCGGUAUCGACGACGCUGAGAUCGGCGAGUUUGCCUACGAUUACGUUGAGCUUACCCGUGAAGUCCUCAACGACAUGUCCGACGCCGACAGCAAAUACUCCGGCAGCCACCCACGCGAAGGCGAACUCCACGAGAAACCCCACCACGAUUCCCCCAUCGCGCGAGAUAUCGAAGCUUAA
Glarea lozoyensis ATCC 20868 is the source of this 1479-nucleotide messenger RNA. Its product is annotated as Ammonium transporter. Gene Ontology annotation, molecular function: ammonium channel activity. Gene Ontology annotation, cellular component: plasma membrane. The record is from RefSeq and is a predicted model, not a curated record. Lineage: Eukaryota; Fungi; Ascomycota; Leotiomycetes; Helotiales; Helotiaceae. Gene Ontology annotation, biological process: ammonium transmembrane transport. The transcript has 4 exons. Bases 1 to 1479 code for a protein of 492 amino acids.